UUGUCAGACGGUCCCUUACGCAUCAAACGCCCAUAUAGCACGUCAAAGCUUUCUCCGGUUUAAAUUUGCUGCUACAAUACAGUUUUUAAAUUAUAUUUUCAUGUUGAUAUAAAGUUGUUGCAUAUUGUUAAAACUAAUCGUGGUAGUGGUAUCUUUGUAGGACUGUCGACUCUAUAGAACAGAGGCAUGCGAAAGCGAAUGUCCAGCGAAUAUCGAACCUAAAACUAACUUUACUGCGCUAAUAGAUGUCAUCUUGAAUCGCCAUGCUUGGGUCAGGAACAACUGCAGCACAGAUGUUGGAAACCUUCAGCUUGAUGUUUUCAUCAGAUUGUUCAGGGAUUCCGUACAGACGAAGAUUCCAUCUGCGCUGAUAUCGUUCGGUUUCAUUCAGUUUUUGCUCAAGCUCAGAGAUCUUGGUAUUAUUCAGAUUCACAGUAGAUUUACAGUUUUUCAUGUCGGUUUUCAAUGCAUUGACUUCUUCAAACACAAAGUCAAUCGAUUUCUCGCGACCCUCAAUACACACUGUUUUGGGUUAUCAAUUUUCCGAGAUUGUCUGCACUCUCCUUGAUUUCAGAUGUCAAAGCCACAAUUAUGUUAUCUUGUAAUUCUGUCAGCGAAAUGUCCCCUCGAGAUUUCUUUUGCUGAGGUUUCACAGGCGUAUCUUGGUUAGAGUCAUACGCUGACUCGAGGACUGGACUCUCACUCCGAGAGAGAUCCGGACAUUGCUGGCUGUAUUCAUGGUCAGUUAUGAAAUGUGAGGCAGAUACAACUCCAGCACCGACAGGAAUGCCAAGUUCCAUUUCUUCCGUAAGGACAUUAGAAGUAACGUUAGAGCACUUAUUUUUCCUUUUGUGCUUCAUUGUGCAAUCCGAAGCAUCCUUGUGCAAGAAUGGCCGUCAAGUUAGAAACUUAAAUUAAACCAACCAAAACUACAAGCGACUUUGCUAAAAAAGAUAACAAAAAUGCCUAAUGCAUAAUCAAACAAUAUUCUCACGACCAGGUUUAAUUUUAGGUUAAAACCUGGGAAUGGAAAGGAUAAACGCCUCAUUGCUUCCUCACCGGCCAUCUUGCGCAACCCCACGCGUCCGAAGUUCGCUCGCCAAAUACGACGUCAUCGCGGUGUUGGCGGAAGUUCGCUUUGAGUGCGCGCGACGUCGUUUCGCGUGGCGGUGUGCACAACAUUUUUUGUAACUUUCCGCACAGCUCCGCUUCCGAAGAUGCAGGAGUUCUGGGCGAUUCUAGCCAUACAUGCUCGUCUGUGCCGGCAUUUGUGUGAAACAGAAGCAGUUUGAUGUUGUUUUCAAACUCCACCAGGCUGAGUAGUACUGGAGCUUGUAUCUUUGGGGUCCUGCUGGAAAAUGAGUCCAUGGUGCUCAAACUUCAGAAGGGGACUAAAGAGGAAAGCAACCUCAUAUGUGACCUUGUUCAGGUCUUGACUGAAGACGAUCCUGAUGUUGUGAUGAAUGCUGCUGGAGCCAUAGCCUCAUUGGUUGAAACUACAUCAGGGCGGACAUGGUUCCUUCAGAUCCAAAGUGUGUUCAGUGGGGUCCUUGAGAGCUUAUCUGUUCUUCUAGAGAAUGAGAGAGAGACUACGGUUAACUCUGCAGCACUUAUUCUUGCACGGCUGUCCCUGUGUGAAGAAACCUGUGAAAAGGUUUUAUCCCAUUCAUCUGCCUGCAAGAUAUUCAGAUGUUUGACACAAUGCUUAUCUUGUAGCCACAAAGACACAGCCAUGAAUGCAGCAUUUGCUGUUGGCCGCCUAUGUGGUAGCAGACAAGCCAAGAUCCUCAUUCUGAGAGUGGCCAAAGAGUGUCAGCUGGUUAGUCGACUGCAGGCUCUGCUGUUGAGUGGGUCAGGAGUGGAGAUGGGCCAAACAGUGUGCUUUGCUCUGAGCUGCUUAGCAAAUUAUGAAGAUGGCCAUGCUCUGCUGAUGGAAAGCACCUCUGUCCCUGCAUUGCUGGAUGGUCUUUUACUGCUGUUGCAGAGCCCAGACCCAGACAGUAUCUGGUUUGCUGCUAUGACAGUGCGAAUGCUGGUGUCCCGGCCGAGUGGAGUGGUUCUUGUCAGGAUGCAUUGUCCUCUGCAUGAGCAGUUAAAGUUUCUCUCUAUGUCACCAUCCACUGGGCUAGAGCUGCAGGAGGAGGUCAACUUGUGUCUCAGGAAACUGGAGUGUUUAUCCAAACCACAUCCAGUGAUAGUUAAAAACCUCUCAUCAACGAGCUGCACUGUAUCAUGGGAGAAGUGUGAGCCUGAAAGCGGCCUGGAGGUCAUAUACAGUCUCUUUGACAAGGACGUCAUGCUGUACCAUGGCCUGUUGUGUCAGGUGGCCAUACCUGUUUCUCCCAAGCAAUCUAUGGAACCCCUUUCCCUACAGCUCAACCUGUCUACACCUGAUGGUGACAUUAGUCCUCUCAGUGAACCUGUGGUUAUUACUCCAGAGCAGCUGGACACUAGACUUAAGCCUCCACGAGAGCUCUGUGUGAUUGGCUCUACAGCUACACAGGUACGCCUGUGCUGGAUAGAGCCAGAGGAAGGAACCAAACCCAAAUCAUACCAGAUCUACUGUAAUGACACACUGGUGAAGACCACUACUCUGCUGGGGGCUACAGUUGGCUGUUUAUCUCCUGGUACCUCCUAUCAGCUGAGUGUGAGUUCACUUGGUCCAGGGGACACAGAGAGUCCUAGAGCAGUAACUGAGGUGAGGACAGCAGAAGAUCAAGAUCAUGCUCCUUCUGUGGUUGCUGUAGUUGUCCUGGGACGACAUGAACUGCAGAUAAACUGGGUCGCUCCAGUCGCUCCUUUGGGGAGACUCUUCAAAUAUGAGCUAAGUCUAAAUGGGUGUGUGGUGUACCUGGGCCCAGAAAGGUCAUACACUGCUUGUCGCCUGUCUGCUAACAUGGCAUACACCUGUGUUGUGACAGCCAUCACCUCCAGGGGGCGCUGUCAAAGCAGUCCGGUCACAAAGAAGACAGCACGGGAUGAAUUCCUGCACUCACAUAGGUAUCUGCACUCCCACAGCCACCAAUUAGCCUCAAAACACUCCACUUCUUUUUCAAGCAUCCAAGUGAUAAAUGAGAGCAAAAAGAAUGACACAGUUUCACCAGCUACACUCAAGUCUAAGGUCCACCCCACUAUGGUCCCGCACAGAGGCCUUGACCUUAAAAAAGACAGACACAGGCGAACAUCAGUUCAGAUAUGUAGUCCUAAAGGAAUUCAAUCUUCCAAUCACACAUCUAAGAGAUACAGACAGGGUCCAGCUGGUGUGUUUCCUGUGAGCUCUGACUGUCUUACGGUUCCUAGCCAGGAACAUUCUGAGCACAUGUUCCGGUCCUUGACCAUGUCAUCAACCCCAGAGGACCUCAGACACUUUAGGGCCAAGAUCAGCCCAGCCAGACUGCAGUGGAACUCAGACAGAAAAGGUCCCAUAGACAGAGAGAAACUACCAGGCAUCAGCAAACAAAUCUCAGGGGAUGUGAGACUGCUUCAGCCUGUUUCGUUUAGUUGGUCUAAUCUGGAAUGGACAAAACAACAUCGAAACAGACCACAAAGGGACAGAAAUAAAACCGUUUUGAAGGUCCAAAGUCAGCAAAGAGGAAGACGAUAUCAAAUACCAUCACAAACCAAACUCACAUAACAAACGGUGGAAAUCUUGGCUACCUAAAUUAAUGUUUAUAUAAAUCCAUAUUUAUUUUAUUCAAAUGUGUCUUUCUCAAUA
Molecule: messenger RNA, 3715 nt
Organism: Onychostoma macrolepis
Lineage: Eukaryota; Metazoa; Chordata; Actinopteri; Cypriniformes; Cyprinidae
Exons: 15
Coding region: 1292-3634 (780 amino acids)
Molecular function (GO): protein binding
Source: RefSeq, a predicted model, not a curated record